Symbiodinium pilosum is the source of this 246-nucleotide messenger RNA. Lineage: Eukaryota; Dinophyceae; Suessiales; Symbiodiniaceae. The record is from the annotation of a GenBank genome assembly.
AUGCACCGUGUGCUGAAGCCCGGCGGGUUGGCUGUGGUGGCAUUCUCGCACCGUGCUUUCAUUGAAAAGGCUGUGCAAGUUUGGGCGGCAGAGCCUGACGAUGGUGAAGGGCACGCGCACCUGGUCAGCCGUUACUUCCAGCAUGGGCCUAAAGACGGCUGGGAAAAGCUCGCGACCGUCGACAUUAGCCCACGCCAUGGCGAUCCAGUCUGGCUGGUGACCGCCGUCAAAUCUGUGUCAACAUAG